UUUUAACUGUAAACAUUCAGAGUAAGAACUCCACCAGCGCUGUAAAGCCUCUUCUCAAGAAAUAGCAGAGUAUUUUUGGAUGUGAAGGAUGGACUUCUCAGUGAUUGCUAUCAGAGAUGUACAAAAUGUGCUUUCAGCUAUGCAGAAGAACUUGGAGUGCCCAAUAUGCUUGGAUGUGGUAGAAGAGCCAGUUUCAACAAAAUGUGAUCACAUAUUCUGCAGGUUCUGCAUGUUCAAACUCCUCAGCAAAAAGAAAAAAGGUGUGAUACAGUGUCCUCUCUGCAAGACUGAAGUUACCAAGAGAAGUCUGAAAGAAAAUUCCAGAUUUAAGCAACUAAUUGAAGGAUUGUUGGAAACUAUCCAUGCAUUUGAGCUUGACACUGGGGUAAAGUUUUUAAACAGUCAUCACUUUCCUAAAACAUCCACAGAAGCCACUGCUGCUGAGUUCCUGUGUAAAGAAAGUUCUGUCAUCCAAAGUAAGGGCUUCAGAAACAGGAAAAAAAGUGCUAAAGAAAAUGGACAAGAAAACUGCAACUUGCAGGAAGCUAAUGUGGAUACACAGCUUACAGAUACCAGGGUCAAAAGGUGUCCUCUAAGAAACAAAACCCAGAAAUGUGACUCUGAAAAAGGGAUUUAUAUAGAGUUCGGCUCUGAUUCAUCUGAAGAGCUUUUUAAACAGGCAAGCAAUGCUGGGUUAGAAGACAAAGAAGCGCUUCAGGUUUCAUCUCAAGAAAAGCUAGAAGAACUUAAGAGUGCUGAGAAGGGGAAUGAAUAUUCUUGCAAUACACAGCCUGACGAGCUGGGUGCUAAAGAAAUAAUUCUACCAAAUGUCAUAGGUGAAAGUGAUUUCUCGAAGGAAGGCUCGAGCAAGAAAAGCAUUCGGAGCAUCACUGAAUGUACCAAACCUGGCCAAGUGAAUAUGACUGAAUACCAGAGUUCUCCUUUAAAUGUUCUUGCUGUAGACGUACUCACAGAGCAGUGUGACAGAAUAGGUAAUGCCAGUGCCUUAAGGAAUGGGGACACAUCUAUCUUUAAGAACACAGAAGAAAUGGAUGCGGAGCAAACUCGGUGCAAUAGUAAAAGCAAAGAGUUUGACUUAAAAGAUAGCUCAGAGAGCAGGCUGGAUAAAAGCAAGGAAAUAGAUGAUGUUGUACAAAGUGUGGAAACUGUGGAAAUGUAUGAACCUGAGAAUGAUUCUUUCCAUGAAAAAGAACUUCCUCUAGAGAAGCUACUUCAGCCAGAGACACUUCACUGUGCUACCCUGAAUCAAGUCUCGAGGAAGAGACUGAAGCGAAGCAUUCAGAAAGUCAAUGAAUGGUUUUCAAAAAGCAACGAGAUUCUGUCUUCCAGUUCUUCCCAGGAUGAUUCUGCUGGACCAGCUGAUGAUUCAGGUGAAGGAGAUACAUGUUUAUCAGAUAAAGAUUCCUGUAUUUCAGAAAAGACUGACCCUAUGGUAGAUUCCAUGGAAAUUGCAGUGGUUGAAGGAAACAAGAGAUGGUCAAAACAAACAGCAGAUAGCAUCAAAGACAAAAUAUUUGGGAAAACAUACAAGAGAGAGAGGAAGUCAAAUCCCCCUACUAUCUUGAAAGAGAUUUUACCUACUACAAAAGAGGAAGAUGUGGCUGCUGAUAAGUGCUUGAAUAAUUCCAGCAAAGACAGACUAAAGCGAAAAAGGAAGACUGCCCGUGUCCUGCAACCUGAGGAUUUCAUCAAGAAAAAAGAUACAGAAGAGGUGGAUGGGUGCCCUCAAAGUGCUAACUGGUGCCUUGGAGAUGCUGAAAAGAAAAGACGUGAUGAAAGUUCUGCUGUUACUGAGAGUCACCUCUCUGAGAAUAGAGAGGAUAAUACACUAGCAGAACUUGAGGAAGGAGGAGGAUCCAUAUGGAAAAAAGCUACUGAAAAGGUGACUGGCAAGUACUGCGAUGGGGAGCUAGAACUGAAUAACUGUGAUCAGAAAAGCACUAAAAAAAGAAGUUCUGCAGCAAAAAGAUGCAGGCAUUCUACUAGAACCAUGUGUGCCCAACAGUUAGUAGUGGAUAGAAACUCUGUUUCCCCUGAUCCAGCUGAGCCACAGAUUGAUAGCUGUCCAAGCAGUGAAGAACCAAGGAAAGUUGAUUCUGAGCAAAGACAAGUCAGGCGCAGCAGGAGGCUUCAGUUACUUUCUGAAGAAAUGACAAAAGAAACAGGAAAAGGAGUAGUAAUUAAGGGAGCAAGAAAGUAUGACAGUGAUCAUGAAGGGUCUUUCUCUGGAGACCAAAGGAAUGUGUUAGUUCACGCUUCUGAAUGCAAAGACCUGUGUGAGCCCCAGGGUAUGUUGAGUUACAAGCCACUCACUAAUCUGAAGAGUGGUGAUUUGAAAACAAAUGAAACACAGAUUAGUCUAAAGAAUUUAUCUGACACUGCAGAAAGUGGAAAAAGUCUCUUCGAUCCUACAUCUUCAUGUCAGCGUUCAAAUUGUAGUUCCAUUGCACCUGAUGUAGGUUCUCAAGAAGGUGAAAUACUAGGUAGCCCUUUCCUCCUACAGUCUCCUUCAAUGACUGUUGUGCAAACGGCUUCCCACCCCACUGGAGAGAUGACUGAAUCAUGUACUACUUUUCCCCGGGACAGUGGACAUGAUACACAAAAUGUUCCAGGGGACUUCAGAAGCGAAAAGUUGCCAAUGGCUAAAAAUGUUUUGGAAUUGACCAAGGAAGCUGAAGAUAGUGACUUGGACACACAGUAUCUGCGAAAUAUAUUUAGGCAUUCAAAACGCCUAUCAUUUAGCCUUUAUCCUACUCCCAUGAAGGCGUGUGCAGUAGAAGAUGCUGCUUCUGAAACUUUAAAGAUAUCAUGUGCUGAUCAGUUAGAAAAUAAGCAUAGCAAAUAUUUUAAAACAGAAAACUCACAAGAAGAGAAAACAACUGCUGAAAGCUUGAGUAGGGGUUGUGAGAAAGAGAAGCUUAAGGCCUAUAUAUCUGCUUGUGUUAGUCCUGUGACUUGCUUUGUUGGCAACACUGAAUGUAUGCACACAGGGGAACAUCAAGAAGAUGUUUCACAGGUUGCAAAUCAAGAGAAUGUGACACCAAUAGGAAUGGGUACUGCUAGGACUGAAGACAAAAACAGAUCACAAAAAGGAGAGCAGGGAAAUGAAAAGACAGUGUCAACUGACAUAGGGAUAGAAAGCAAGUUGAGACAGAAUCCAAUAGAAAGUAAUGGAAGCCAAAGUGAUCAGAGUAAUAUAGAAGAGCACGUUUUCAAAAGAACUGAUUUAAACACAGUUGAUGAAAUACGCUUCAGUUCAGAAAGGAAUCAAGCAGGAAAGGCCAAAGUUGUUGAUGGCAAAGGACUAAUACUACAUUUUCAGUCCAGAUCAAUGAUUUGUUCUGCAACUUGUCAGCAAAGGCCUGCUGAAUUCAGCUAUGAAGUCACUGGAAAAAAAAGUGGCAAAAGAGAAAGAAAACACAUAAAGGGGAAUGAAGAACAAGCAACCCGAACUGCUAGCACAGGGAUGCCUGAGUAUUUAGUUACAGAGGCUCUAGAAGAACCUCUUAAAGGGAGUAGUGAUUUUACAGGUUUGUCUGAAACCCCUGAUGGCUUACUGUGCUCUGAUGACGAUAUUGAAGAGAGCACCAGCUUUUCUGAAACUGAUAGGAAAGAGAGAUCUGCGGUGUUUGUAAAAAGAAGUGACAAUGCCCUGGUAAAAGAACUACACAAUAGAAAUGUUGGUUCUAAGCCAAGAUCUCGAGGUAAUCAGAGAACUCGAAGAAGAGCACAGAAACUGCAAUCUUCAGAUGAAGAAUCUAGCGAGGAUGAAGAUUUACCAUGUUUUCAGACAUUAAUAUUUGGCAAAUCAGUAAGCACACCUUUGCAGAUCAAUAAACAAGUGACAUCUUUGGUAGAUUCUUCAGUAAGUCCCAUCACAUUGCCUCACAAUGGAAGUCAUGAUGACAAUAAUAUGCAGAAAAUGCCUGAAGCUGCCCUAAGUAAUGGGUGUGUUUCACCAAGCCAGGAGUCAGAAUGCUCCGUCAACUUAUUUUCUUCCCAGUCCAAUGUGUCUGAAGCAUCAGUUGAUGGAGCACAAGAGCUGAAGAAAGCUUUAAUACAAGUUUGUACAUCCAAACAAGUGAGCAAUGUGAAUGAGAGUAAAGAAACUUUUCAAAGUUGUAACGGAGGGCUGAAGAUAAGCAAAACUAACUUCAAAGAUCAGUACCAGGAAGACCCAAACAUGAGAGCAAACCUAGGUGAAGCAUCUGGAUAUGACAGUGAAACAAGUAAUGUAGAAGAUUCAUGUGGACUGUUCUCUCAGGGUGAAAUCCUUACUACACAGCAGAAGAAUGCUAUGCAAAAUAACCUAAAAAAACUUCAGCAAGAAAUGGCUGUACUUGAAGCAGUGCUAAAGCAGCAUGGAAGUCAGGACUGUGAAUUUUUACCUAUUUAUAGGGAACUGCCACAUUCCAGUAGUGAAGGAACACUUGGAAUGGAACAAAUGAGACAAGAAAGAGGGGUAGAGUCAACCUCAGAAGGAAAUUUUGAAAAUCAUAAAUACAGCAGUUCAAAGGGAUUUUCAGCCAAUGAUUUCCAUGUUAUGCCAAGUGAUUCUCUCAACAGUAAAAGCAAAGAGUUAGAAAAAGAAAGGUCUCCAGAAUUGUUGCUUCCAUCUUCUAAAUCCUGUUUGUUAAAGAGAACAGAUUUGGAGAAAGGCCUUCAGUGUGACAGUGUUCUGAAGAGCAAAGCUCCUUCUGAAAAGGCAAAACCUGUGCAGGAAGCAGUGCAAGAAUAUAGUCAGUGUCAGCUUGAAGCAGAAAACGCACAUGAGCAGAAAUCUGGAACCAGGCUAAACAGUGCAUCUGUCUUAUCAAAUCUCUCUGGAAAUGUGACCAGGAAUCUAAAUAGCUCUUCCUCCUCUGUAAGGCUUCUUAACCCUCGAACUGCAGAAGCAACAAAUAGUUCUGUUAUAGCUCAGAAUGCUAAUAAAAGCUGUGCUCAAGAAUGUAAAUCGAAGAGAAGUGUGUGUUUUCCUAUAUCUGUUCCGCACAAUGCCGCUGGGAAAGAAAAUGCUACAAGUCCAGUUGUGACUAACAGGAAAGAAAUGUCAAUUGUGGCAUCAGGUCUGAAUCAAAGUGAACAUUUGGUGGUCCAGAAGUUUGCAAGAAAAACUGAGAGCACUUUAUCUAAUCACAUUACUGAAGGAACAACCCAUGUCAUAAUGAAAACAGAUAAGGAGCUGGUGUGUGAACGGACACUGAAGUACUUUCUGGGUAUUGCAGGAAGAAAAUGGGUAGUUAGUUAUCGGUGGGUAAUUCAGUCUUUUAAAGAAGGAAGGAUACUGGAUGAGGAGAACUUUGAAGUUAGAGGAGAUGUAAUCAACGGAAGAAACCACCAAGGUCCUAAGAGGGCUAGACAGUCUCUGACUGAAAAGAUCUUUAAAGACUUUGAGAUCUGUUGCUAUGGACCUUUCACUGAUAUGACUACAGAACAUCUAGAAUGGAUGGUGGAGCUUUGUGGUGCCUCUGUAGUGAAGCAACUUCAUCUGUUCACACACAAGACAAAUUCUACUGCUGUCGUGGUUGUGCAGCCAGAUGCGUGGAUGGAAAACAUGGAUUAUAAAGCAAUCCAGCAAAAGAACAAUGUUGCCAUGGUGACUCGAGAGUGGGUAUUAGACAGUGUUGCUUGCUAUGAGUGCCAGGAGUUCGAUGCUUACCUUGUGUCCUAAGGGUGAUCUGCAGUUCUUUUUCCCUUGCUCAGAAAUUCUCAUCAGUGCUGAUAUUUUGGUAAUUAUUUUAAGGACUGGGAAUUUUUAAGUCACUUAUGCAGAGGUUAUGUGCAUGUAGUGUUCUUGUUCAGAGUAAAAUAACUACAUUUUUAUUAACAAUAAAGUUACUUAAACAACAUUGCCAUAUAAAGAUGGAAUUACCUGCUAUUCUUUAACAUUUCUAAUUUCAAAAUAGUCCAUUAAAAUUAAUGUAAA
Molecule: messenger RNA, 5947 nt
Organism: Aptenodytes forsteri (emperor penguin)
Lineage: Eukaryota; Metazoa; Chordata; Aves; Sphenisciformes; Spheniscidae
Gene: BRCA1
Product: BRCA1, DNA repair associated
Exons: 23
Coding region: 89-5692 (1867 amino acids)
Biological process (GO): double-strand break repair via homologous recombination; chordate embryonic development; positive regulation of transcription by RNA polymerase II
Cellular component (GO): BRCA1-BARD1 complex; BRCA1-A complex; nucleus
Molecular function (GO): ubiquitin-protein transferase activity; zinc ion binding; DNA binding
Source: RefSeq, a predicted model, not a curated record